Dromaius novaehollandiae (emu) is the source of this 1402-nucleotide messenger RNA. RefSeq names its product ornithine decarboxylase antizyme 2 (gene OAZ2). Gene Ontology annotation, molecular function: ornithine decarboxylase inhibitor activity. NCBI's taxonomy places the organism in Eukaryota, Metazoa, Chordata, Aves, Casuariiformes, Dromaiidae. Gene Ontology annotation, cellular component: nucleus; cytoplasm. Gene Ontology annotation, biological process: positive regulation of protein catabolic process. The record is from RefSeq and is a predicted model, not a curated record.
CGGCGCGGGGGGCGGGGCCGGGCGGCGCGGGCCCGCGGGGGUCAGUCGGAGCGCGGCGCCGAGCGAGGGAGGAGGUGCGGAGGGGCCUGAGCGGGCGGACCGAGCCGAGCCGGACCGAGCCGAGCCGAGGAUGAUAAACACCCAGGACAGUAGUAUUUUACCUUUGAGUAACUGUCCCCAGCUGCAGUGCUGCAGGCACAUUGUUCCAGGGCCUCUGUGGUGCUCCGAUGCCCCUCACCCACUGUCGAAGAUCCCCGGUGGGCGAGGGGGUAGCAGGGAUCCUUCUCUUUCAGCUCUGAUAUAUAAGGACGAGAAGAUCACUGUUAACCAAGAUGUCCCAGUGCACGAAGGGAAGCCUCAUAUUGUCCACUUCCAGUACAAGGUCACAGAGGUGAAGACUUCCUCCUGGGAUGCAGUGCUGUCUAAUCAGAGCCUCUUUGUGGAAAUCCCUGAUGGAUUAUUAGCUGAUGGAAGCAAAGAAGGGUUAUCAGCACUGUUGGAAUUUGCUGAAGAAAAAAUGAAAGUAAACUACGUCUUUAUUUGCUUCAGAAAAAGCAGAGAAGACAGAGCUCCGCUCCUGAAGACAUUCAGCUUCUUGGGCUUUGAAAUCGUGAGGCCUGGUCACCCCUCUGUCCCGUCGCGACCGGACGUGAUGUUCAUGGUGUACCCCCUGGAUCAGAACUCUUCCUCUGAUGAAGAAUAGCUGCAGCAGGGGACUUCAGUUCCAUCUGAAAAUGCUUUUGAGGGGAGAGAGGGUGAAAUCUCCUUUCUUGAGGAAAGGGAAAACAAGCUUCUGUUGGACUGAAACUGCAUUUCUCAUUGUUAGAUUGGCCUGUGUAUCCUCAGAGUUGACUAUCUCAUUGAAAUGUGUUGCCUAGAGAACUAUGUAUACACACAUGUAAUCACCAAAUAGUAAAUGGAAGAUGUUUAUGAACCGGCAUAGGAGCUCUUUACGUACAGCUGUGUGGUGUGUUAGCCUAGAGGCGCCUCGUGCCCAGGCCAUGUGUGGGAGCCUGGCAGUGUAGGGAAGCACAGCGGUAGAUGCAGUAUCAACUCCUUGACUUUUAUAAAUCAGUGUUGGUUCUUUCCUGAUCACCUGAUGUGUGGUGUGUGCUCAUCUGACAGACUACCUUUUUAUUUUCACUCAGACUCUUAAAUAUAAGGCAUGUUUUGGGUGUUAGACACAUGGAAGAGAUGUGCUUGAGUUAACUUUUAACACUACAUUAAAACCCCUAUGCGUCUCUGCUCUGGGGUAACCGAUGCUGUUUAACUGGUUUAACUUUUUUUUUUUUUUUUUUAAACUUCUUGCUCUUCCAGCUUUUGUUUAAGCAGUCUUACUCUGUUUAAUGUUACCACUGCACUAUCACAGCAUUCAAUAAAAGGGGCAUUCAGAUUAACUUCA